This is a messenger RNA of Egretta garzetta (little egret), 2735 nucleotides long. It is a transcript of the gene ATP6V0D1, whose product is annotated as ATPase H+ transporting V0 subunit d1. The transcript has 8 exons. The record is from RefSeq and is a predicted model, not a curated record. Gene Ontology annotation, biological process: proton transmembrane transport; vacuolar acidification; vacuolar transport. Gene Ontology annotation, molecular function: proton-transporting ATPase activity, rotational mechanism. Gene Ontology annotation, cellular component: vacuolar proton-transporting V-type ATPase complex; plasma membrane proton-transporting V-type ATPase complex; proton-transporting V-type ATPase, V0 domain. Bases 40 to 1095 code for a protein of 351 amino acids. NCBI's taxonomy places the organism in Eukaryota, Metazoa, Chordata, Aves, Pelecaniformes, Ardeidae.
AGACGCCGAAGUAGUUCGGCCCUCUCGUCGGCGGCCGCCAUGUCGUCUUUCCCCGAGCUGUAUUUUAACGUGGAUAACGGUUACCUGGAAGGGUUGGUGCGCGGUUUUAAGGCGGGAGUGCUCCGGCAAGGUGACUACGUCAACCUGGUGCAGUGUGAGAGCCUGGAGGACUUGAAACUGCACCUCCAGAGCACAGACUAUGGGAACUUCCUGGCCAAUGAAGCCUCCCCGCUUACUGUCUCUGUCAUAGACGACAAGCUGAAGGAGAAGAUGGUGGUGGAGUUCCGUCACAUGAGGAACCAUGCAUAUGAGCCCCUAGCAAGUUUUCUGGACUUCAUCACGUACAGCUACAUGAUUGACAAUGUCAUUCUGCUGAUCACUGGGACCCUGCACCAGCGUUCAAUCUCUGAACUGGUGCCCAAAUGUCAUCCUCUGGGAAGUUUUGAGCAGAUGGAAGCCGUGAACAUUGCUCAGACGCCUGCAGAGCUCUACAAUGCGAUCCUGGUAGACACUCCCCUGGCUGCUUUCUUCCAAGACUGCAUAUCUGAACAGGACCUGGAUGAAAUGAACAUUGAAAUAAUUCGAAACACGCUGUAUAAGGCUUAUCUGGAGUCCUUCUACAAGUUCUGCAAAACGCUGGGAGGUACAACAGCAGAUGCCAUGUGCCCGAUCCUGGAGUUUGAAGCUGACCGGAGGGCCUUCAUUAUCACCAUUAACUCAUUUGGUACUGAGCUGUCCAAGGAGGACCGAGCAAAGCUGUUCCCGCACUGUGGCAAGCUCUAUCCUGAGGGCCUGGCUCAGCUGGCCAGAGCAGAUGACUACGAACAAGUCAAAAACGUUGCUGACUACUACCCUGAGUACAAGCUGCUAUUUGAAGGGGCUGGCAGCAACCCUGGAGACAAGACCCUUGAAGACAGGUUCUUUGAGCAUGAGGUGAAGCUGAACAAGCUGGCCUUCCUCAACCAAUUCCACUUUGGAGUCUUCUACGCCUUCGUGAAGCUGAAGGAGCAGGAGUGCCGCAACAUUGUGUGGAUCGCAGAGUGCAUCGCCCAGCGGCACAGGACCAAGAUUGACAACUACAUUCCCAUCUUCUAACCCUGCUCCGCUCCUGUCCACCCCUCCUGCCCCUGGAGUCUGGAGGGACCCCUCUCUAACUCAGAGUUAUCCCUUGCCCAGACUCCAGGGAUGUCACAUCUGUGGAACUGGCUCAGAUGAGGAAACUGUACAGUUGCUAGUUAAAUUAUUCACAAGCUGAAGUUUUGAGUUGUGUGCUGUGAGGGGCCCAGAGAGACCAGUGGCACAGGCUUGGCCCUGUGUAGCAGGAGGGGCACCACCUGUUGUGUAUCUAAUAGUCCCCGUGUUACUGUACUAAUUGCUGUAUGCGCUUAUGCUCAUAGAGCAAGUACCGGGGGGUUGCCACCUCCAAGGGGUUCCCACCGCUGCAGAGGAAUGUGUCAGGUCUGCUGUGGCCGGGGGUCCUCUGUCAGUGCUCUGCACGUCUCCUAGUCUGUGUUGUUCCUGUGAGAUUUAGUCCGAGUGUGAUUUGUAGCGUAGCCUGUGCUGCUGUGCAGUCCCUGCAUCCCCCUGUAGCUAACCCUGACCUGGGAGAGACAGAGCCAGGACUGGGACGGAGCCUGUGGGAAUGCGAGGGCAGAGCCAGAGCGCUUGCUGCGCACGCUCCUCCCUACUCCAGCAGCAUUUGCACAAGCGCAGCCUCGCCGUGUCCUCGGAAGCAGCUCUUGCCCGGUCUCCCUCCUGCCCUGCAGCUUGAAAGGGCUCUGUGAGUUGGCUGAGCUCCUUCCUCCCUACGCCUUGGAGUUCACAGUCACAAUCAUGCAAGAGCCAGGGCUCCUUUUGGCUCUGCAGAUGAUGCUGGACCUGCACCACCCCAGGGUAUCAUCCAGGCUGGCACAGCCUCCUCCCCUGUGCAGGGCGUCAGGGCUGGCACUGCCACGGGGCUGUAUGGGCACAACUGGCCCUUGGCAGAGCAGCCCUUGGCUCUGGCUCCAUUUGCUCACCUCGAUGAGUGCGGAGAUGUCCCAGACCCUGCCUGUCUGUGGUCAAGGGGUGGGAGCCAAGCCCUGGGCAUGGUCUGGCAGCCCGGUUCCUUGCUAUUCCAUGUCCCGGUUUGUUCCCGCUUGCACUCGAGGCCUGGGCGCUGCCCUGUGGUGGUGUGGCAGCGGAGAAGCCUCGCUGGUGGGAAACACUUGCUUGGUGCUGCUGCUGGGAGGGAUCGAUGGAGAGCGGCUCCGUCCCAGCUUGUGCUGUGGUUGCCUCUGCAGUGUUUGUUAUCCUGCGAUCCCCUCCUCUCUACACCAAUAAAUAUCUGCCUACUGCACUGUGCUCUCCCUGCUUACUCUGGUGCCUGCUCCCACAUCCCCAAGAGGAGCCUGUGUCAGCCAUGGGGCCUCGUACCUUGGUGUGGCUCCUGCGUGACUUCUCUCACAGGCAGGGGGAUCGUGCUGCCCGUUGGGGCCCUUGGAGCCUUUGCACUCCUGCCCAAGCUGUGUGUGAUGCCUGGUCUGUGGGUGCAGCUGGGUGCUGAGCUGGUGGGUGCCCAGGAGACAUAGCCCUUGCUGCUUGGGCAGCUGUAUGGGGGUGAGCCGUGCAGUCAGGGAGUGGUGUGGCACAUCCUCUGCCUUUGCUAAGCUUGUCCCCCAGCACCUGGGCUUCCUGCCUGGGGCUGUCCAUGUGUGGCACCGUCCUUGCCCCAGCCAGGUCAUGGAGUCAGAGCA